This is a messenger RNA of Athene cunicularia (burrowing owl), 1269 nucleotides long. It is a transcript of the gene MEI4, whose product is annotated as meiotic double-stranded break formation protein 4. Bases 1 to 1269 code for a protein of 422 amino acids. Gene Ontology annotation, cellular component: lateral element. Gene Ontology annotation, biological process: meiotic DNA double-strand break formation; homologous chromosome pairing at meiosis; oogenesis. The transcript has 5 exons. Lineage: Eukaryota; Metazoa; Chordata; Aves; Strigiformes; Strigidae. The record is from RefSeq and is a predicted model, not a curated record.
AUGGACUUAACCAUUGAUACUAUUGCACAGAAUAUCUAUGAAUGUGAAACGUGCUGUAAUCAAGCAAGCCGAGUAGAAAUCAAAGGCAGAAGAGAAAAUCAAGUUUGGUAUUUGAAAAUAUCAAAACUAGCAUUGGCUUUUGCAAUUAUUCGCUCAAAGCCACCAGGGAAGAGUUGCAAAGAAUAUACUGAACACCUUGCCAAAACUGUAUCCGAGCAAGAUUUUGGAAGGAUAUUGAAAGUUGAAGUACUGGAAGCUGAAGUUCUUCGCUUACGUCGGGAACUUCUUUUGAGCAAGAUCUGUCCAAGAUUCUGCUUGGAAAAUGGAAAACCAGAUGCCUCUGCUGAAACUCUUCUGGAUCAGGAGUGUAUAAACCCUGUGAGUUACUCAAGCCAGCUUGAAGACUCUGGAUGUGAUGUCUCUAAUGACUGUGCAUUCAGUUCUUUAGGCAUAGACUCUGAUUUUCACCAAUCUGAGCAUAAUAUUGACCCUUCUAAACAUUGGUUGGAAACAAUUUCCCCAUUGAAUCUUUGCUGUACGAGCAAGGAGGAAUCCCUGACUGCUCCAGUGCAGUUUUUGCAACAUCUGCUUGAAAUAAGAAAACUAUCAGAAGGAGGGAUUCUUCAAGCAGACUUCACAGAGCUUGAGAACGAUCCUUUCACCAUAUGUAAUUCAGUGUCUCAGUUGCUUGAUGGACUGACUGUUUUUUACAAGAGUCCUAAAUUUCCAGUUUCAAAUGUUCUUACUGAAGCAGUUUCUGUUUUGAUCAGUUUAAUAACUGAUACUAAAUUAUCUAAUCAUGUUUUGAAGAAGUGUUUCAAGAAGUUGGAAGAAUUUAAGAAAAAUCUAAUUCAGAUUAUUUUAAGAAACGGCAGUGUCAACAGGUUUCAGGCACUGUAUGCUGUAUCACACACACUGGCUUUGCUAGGAAGGAACAACAUACUAAGAAAUUCUUUAAUAUCUCUUCUACUAUCAGAAGUACGUCAAUUUGCUGAGCACCUAUUGCAAGCUCACCAGAUCCAGGCCAUGUAUGACAUUACCCAGUAUGAGAAUAUUUUUCCUUUGUGCAUGAUUCUGGAACAACUUCUUCAAAAUGAGACAGAAGAAAGUAAUGUUUCAAGCUCAGACUAUGAUGGAGAAGAAAAAAUCAAAUUUCUGAAGAACCUUGAUCAAAUUAUUCUUCAUCUCUCAGAUGAAUACCCUUUGUUUUCUUUGUAUUUAUGGAGAGUGAAUGUUCUUUUGAACUCAGCUCAAAUACAAAUUGAUUAA